Molecule: messenger RNA, 1298 nt
Organism: Jatropha curcas
Lineage: Eukaryota; Viridiplantae; Streptophyta; Magnoliopsida; Malpighiales; Euphorbiaceae
Product: adenine phosphoribosyltransferase 1
Biological process (GO): adenine salvage
Cellular component (GO): cytosol; cytoplasm
Molecular function (GO): adenine phosphoribosyltransferase activity
Source: RefSeq, a predicted model, not a curated record
UACAAAGAUUGCCAUGCCGCCACACUAAUAGCCCACCUCAUGUAUAUAUUGCAGCUGGGUAACCAAUUACCCAUCACUUUGACCCUUGACUGAAUGAGCACGCUCCGAACACUGCUUCUCUCCGGUCCGAAUUCGAUUGCGCUCUCUCACCAGAAGGAAAUUUUAGCUCCGUCUCCAAAUCGCCUAUCUGCUUGGAUCGCUGCUCCCUCGAAAAAUUCCCGAUCUGCCGGCCGAUCUCUCCGCUGUAACAGAGGCCGAUACGGUGUCGACAGCAAGUCGCAGCCGCUGCAAGUUCGGGGAAUGGCUGGUCAAGACGAGAAAGAUCCUCGCAUAGAGAGAAUUUCCUCUUCAAUUAGAGUUAUUCCUGACUUCCCUAAAAAAGGAAUCUUGUUUCAGGAUAUAACAACGUUGCUUCUCGAUACAAGGGCGUUCAAGGACACAAUUGAUUUGUUUGUAGAGAGAUACAAAGGGAAAGAUAUAUCUGUUGUUGCAGGAAUUGAAGCAAGAGGUUUUAUAUUUGGCCCUCCUAUUGCAUUGGCUAUUGGGGCAAAAUUUGUUCCCAUGAGGAAACCUAAUAAGUUGCCUGGAGAAGUUAUCUCAGAGGAGUACUCGUUGGAAUAUGGGAAAGAUGUGAUGGAGAUGCAUGUAGGUGCAGUACAAGAAGGAGAGCGAGCUUUGGUUAUAGAUGAUCUAAUUGCAACCGGUGGCACCUUAUGUGCAGCAAUCAGGCUACUAGAGCGUGUCGGGGUAGAUGUUGUUGAGUGUGCUUGUGUCAUUGAAUUGCCAGAGCUAAAGGGUCGGGAACGCCUAGGAGACAAACCACUGUUUGUUCUUGUAAGUCCUUCCGAGUAGUCUGUUGUUUCUGUUGUAGCAGAAUGAGAAUAGAUGACUUGAUUCAGGUGAAGGAGCUUCGUUGGUAAUAAAGGAUUGGAUACACUCAGCAGUCUCUUCUUUUCACCUUUUUUUUUUUUCAGUAGAUUGCAUAAACCUCUAAUUUUAUUGUCAGUUUUGUAUCUGUGUGGGCGUGCGGUGGGGGAAUGACCACCAUUGGUGUCUAUUUUUGGGGUAGGAGAUGGAUGUGGUACACCGCACGUCAAUUUCAUUUGCAUCUCAACCAGUCAUUUAAUAUUGGUGAGUGGAUUAGUGGGAGCACUAGCAUUGUUCCCAGAAAAAUAGACGUCCGCCCACUUUUGCCCGUCUGCCUGUGUGCUUUUCUGUGUCAAAUUCUACAAUUAUGGUUGGUGUGAAUGCUUUUCAAAGAUUUAAUGUGCUUGAAGCUGAAUCAGUCUCUUUGCUUA